GAACUUUUCUUCUGGUGUCGCCUUUUUUUGCUUCUACCCCCGCAUGAGGUUUCCGCAGCAGGUCCGCCGCAUGAACUGCGACCUGUCCGGAACUCAUCCGUUCUUUACCUCAGCCCUCCAGCUUUGAUAUUGACCUUGUCAUGGCUCCAGGUGCCGGAGGGAAGAGAAAAAGAGGCGAUCGAUCGUGGUCUGGCGAAAUCGGGAACGACGGUUCACGACCAUCCCCUCAUCGACCAGGCAAUCUCAACAUGGCGCAACACAAUCACGGCCCGCAGUCUCGCGAUUACGACUCGCGUGGUCGCGGUCGGCGGAUUUCCAGUCGGGGGAGAGGUGGAAAUAUGAAUAUGGGUCGACGCCCAAGUGGCGAUGGCCAGAACUUCGCCGCCGGUCGGAGGGACACGGCCAUGUCCCCGCCUAGCAGCGCCCCAACGAGAGACGUAACUGACUUCAACCAAACCAACGGAGCUCCCACGAAUGCCGAGCAGCAUAAACCUCCUCCAUCGCCCUCACCUGCCGCUUCAUCGGCCCAGUCACAGCCGCAACCUCAAACGCAGAUCCAACCCUCCCCUGCGCCGACACCCGCUCCUCCGCCGCCCAUGCAAUCAUCCAAUGCUCCCGUUCAGCCUCCCCCUGGUCCUCCACCGCCGUACGACUACGAGUACGUUACACAAACCGUAACAGAUCAAUGGGUCGCGUCAGGGAGAAGGGAAAUCGUGGAGAAAGGAAUACAAGCAAAGGACGCGCAAGAUGCUUCUGGCCUGGCGUCUAUCUACCAAGAGCUCAUCCGCUCCGCCCUGUACGGACGGCUUUCUCCAGACCACGCAGGCUCGGCAGUUAGGGAUAUCAUUGGCGAGGAUGUUGCUGCGGAGAAUGUCGACAUGAACGGGGAGCAACCGGCUUCCGGCCCACUUGACACGCGCUCUCUUUUCCUAGACACUUUAUCCAUACUUACCGAUUCCGACACGUCGAAUAGUGCCUUGAGGCCGCUCGUAUUCUCCACCGGCAUCGACGCGGCCCUUAUGCGUCAACAGCUCGACACGCAGCUCCUCCAAGCGCUUGGACUUGUCCGCGAAACCUUCCACCGUAUGGGCAUCCGCAAGCAGACCAAUCUCUUGUACCGGCAGUCGAACUACAACCUUCUACGCGAGGAAUCCGAGGGAUAUUCUAAGCUUCUGACCGAACUUUUUACGACGAGCAACAAUGAACCUCCAUCUAGUGAAGUCGUGGAAGACACAUUCGAGAAGGUGAAGGCGAUGAUCGGUGCUUUUGACAUGGACGUUGGCCGUGUGCUGGAUGUCACUCUUGAUGUGUUCGCAGCGGUCCUCGUGAAACAAUAUCGCUUUUUCGUCAAGCUACUGCGUGCCAGUUCGUGGUGGCCCAAGGAGGACAGCUUCCGCAAUAUGGAGGGUGGAAAUCGAGACUCUGGUCUGCCACGGUGGGCGCUACCCGGAUCUUCUGGGUGGGCGACCACGGAUGAAGAGCGGUCUGAGAUAAUGGAAGCUAACGAGCAGCGCGACCGUGACUUCUGGGCCCGUGUCAGAGAGAUUGGGAUUCGGGCUUUUUUCGAGAUAGGCCGUCGGCCUGUGAGUCAGGAGGAGCUUCAGCACAUCCUUCCUGAAAGCAACAGUCUUUCCGAAGAAGAAAGGACGAUGCGAAAGUGGAUCGAGGAGACGGGCACCUUGCCUCCCAAGGGUAGCCGAGUCGCGGCUCAACUCCUUGGAUUUAAGCUACGGUUCUAUUCUUCCAAGGCUCGUUCGAGGUCGGACGUUCUUCCGGAUAAUCUCAUCUACCUGGCAGCUCUGCUGAUCAAGGUGGGCUUCAUCUCCCUGCGCGACCUAUAUCCUCACCUCUGGAGACCAGAUGACUCCAUGGAUGCAUUGAAGGAGGAAAAGCUUAAAGAAAAAGCUGAGAGAGAGCGUGCCGCACGUCCGGGAGGCGGUGUUAAUGCUUUGAUGAUGGCCGGUGCGCUCUCUGAUGACACUGUUCCCAUGCCGCGCAUUCGUGAAUCCGAGACUCGAUCUGCCACUCCUGGAAAAGAUCAGGAAGCGGAUAAGGCCGCUGCUGCUGCCAAGGCAGAAGAAGAGGAGCUACCGGAGCCUUCAGAUCAGAAGGUAAUGCUCUUGAAAAGCCUACUCGCGAUCGGAGCCCUUCCCGAGUCGUUGUUUAUCCUCAGCAAAUUCCCCUGGCUGAUGGACGUCUAUCCUGAACUCCCCGAAUUUAUCCAUCGCAUCCUCCAUCACUGUCUCAGUAAGGUAUAUGCUCCGUUCCGCCCUAUGCCUUCAGCCGAAGGUAUCAGCGAACAGAAACAAAUCCCGAGCCAAGAUCAGACAGGUUUGGCAAAGGGUCAGAUUCGACUGGCUCAGGCACCGCCACGGCGCGUUCUGCGAUGGGCCCAGCUUGACAAGGAGGACACCAAUGAUGGAACCGACUACCGAUUCUACUGGGAUGAUUGGGCCGAUAACGUGCCUAUCUGUCAGUCAGUCGAUGAUGUUUUCGCGCUCUGUUCUUCGUUCCUCAAUCUGUCCGGCCAUAAAAUUGGACAGGAUUCCAGUCUACUGUCGAAGCUUGCGCGAAUCGGAAAGGAUAGUCUUAGCAAAGAUGAUUCUCCCGAGAACAGGGCGCGGUGGCAGGAUCUCUGCAAAAGACUUCUGGUUCCGUCCAUCAGUCUUACGAAGGCAAACCCUGGAGUUGUGAACGAAAUCUUUGAGCUCCUCAGUUUCUUCUCCAGAGAGACCAGAUACAACAUGUACGCGGAGUGGAAUUUGGGACAGACGUCCCGCCUACCGGAUCUCAGAUCCGCCUUCGACCAAGCAAGGGCCGAGACAAAAGACGUUCUGAAGCGAUUGAGUAAGACCAACAUCCGUCCAAUGGCUCGUGCCUUGGCCAAGAUUGCCUAUGCCAACCCUGGAAUCGUCAUCAAUGUCGCUAUCAAUCAGAUCGAAUCCUACGAGAACCUGAUCGAAGUUGUCGUGGAGUGUGCACGCUACUUCACUUAUCUUGGAUAUGAUAUCCUGACCUGGGCUCUGAUCAGUUCCUUGGGUCAGAAGGGUCGAAGCCGUGUCCAAGAAAGCGGUUUGCUGACCAGUCGAUGGUUGAACGCCCUCUCCACUUUUGCAGGAAGAACGUUCAAGAGAUAUUCAGUGAUGGACCCCGGCCCUCUACUGCAGUACGUUGUCGAACAGCUGCGGCAGAACAAUUCAACCGACCUUAUUGUCUUAGAGCAAAUUAUCAGUUCCAUGGGCGGUAUCAUCACGGACACCAAUUUCAAUGAGGCACAAAUUCAGGCCAUGGCAGGUGGAGAAGUACUCCAGGCUCAAACCAUUCUGCAGCUUCUGGACAAGCGACACGAAUCGAAAACGACCUCGAGACGACUCAUGAAAUCGUUGACCGUGUCCAAACUCGCUGGACAGUUGCUGAUUGCGAUUGCCCAAGAACGUUUGACUUGCAUCUUCAACGAAACCGAUGGUGCUUCCGAAUUGAAGCUUCUGGGCAACAUCUUUGACGAAAUUCACCGUGUCCUCGCACAGUACCUUGAUUUGCUUCGCACCAACCUCACUGUCGAGGAAUUUGAUUCUUUCGUUCCCGAUAUGGCCUCGCUCAUCGGCGAAUACGGCAUUCAGCCAGAAAUAGCCUUCUGGAUUCGGAGGCCAAGCAUUGCGCUGAAGAUCGCGAAAGUUGAGAAGGGAGGACAGGAUGAGGACUCAUGGGCAGCAGACCGGGAUACGGAGGACAAGCCGCAGGUGAAGGUUGAGGGCGAUAAGAUGGAUACAGGGGAAGACGGCGAGGCAGCCGCUCCCGAAGUGGAACAAUCCGCGGAAAACUCUAUGGAGGUGGAUUCGGAGAAGCCCGAGUCCACGCCCAAUACCCAGGGCGCUACGGACACGACCACUGGCGGUACCACAAUCACCGAAGCGCCCGCUCUCAAUCCAGUUAUCCAAGACCUCCAAGACCAAAUCAAGGCUGUGUUGCCGACUGACACAUGGGGUACCGUUGGUCUCCAGUUCUACGUCACCUUCUGGCAGCUGUCACUUUACGAUGUGCAUAUUCCGCAAAAGGCUUACGAGGAUGAAAUCGAUCGCCAGAAACGGAAGGUCAUUGCGAUUAACAACGAUCGAUCAGAUGUCAGCAUGGCCGGCACGCAAAGAAAGGAGCGCGAGAAGAAACAGUUGACACAACUUCAGGAUCGGAUAUUGGAGGAGAACAAGGCCCAUCUCAAGGCAUAUGGUCAGACGCGGACGAAGUUGCAGAAAGAGAAAGAUCGAUGGUUUGUUGGCAUGCGCGGCAAGCACGAUGCUUUGAAUGUCGCUUUAUUGGAGCAAUGUUUCUUGCCACGCCUGCUUUUGUCUCCGAUUGAUGCAUUCUACUGUUUCAAGAUGCUCAAGUUUCUCCACACGACCGGCGCCCCCAACUUCCGGACAGUUGGCCUCCUUGACCAGCUAUUCAAGGAGCAGAGGCUGACCGCCCUGAUCUUCAUGUGUACAUCUCGAGAGGCGGACAAUCUUGGUCGAUUCUUGAAUGAGGUCAUCCGCGACCUUGGCCGCUGGCAUGCAGACAAGACGGUCUAUGAGAAAGAAGCUUUUGGGAACAAGAAGGAUCUUCCCGGGUUUGCCAUCAAUACUGACCCCGAAGGGAAGCCGACAACCUUCCUCGAAUAUGAAGAUUUCCGACGGCUGCUGUACAAAUGGCACCGCCUCCUGGCGUCAGCAUUGAAGACCUGCUUGAACGGAGGAGAAUACAUGCACAUUCGCAACGCCAUUAGUGUGCUGAAGGCUGUCGUGCAGCAUUUCCCUGCGGUCAACUGGAUUGGUCAGAACAUGCUCACUAGCAUGAACACCCUCAGCCAAACUGAUGAGCGUGACGAUGUCAAGAUCCCCGCUGCCUCGCUUAUUGGUGAUCUCAACCGACGGGAAAAGAAAUGGCUGCUUCCUCAAGCGUUUAUGAUUGCCAGUCAGCCGGCGCCGGGCAAAGCGAACGCACCCAGCGCAACAGGAAAACCCGGCACUCCGCGCCCUCAAUCCGGUACUCUAGCAUCUUUGAAUGCUUCUGCGCCCGAAUUUAGGCCUACGACGGCCAAUGACAACCCAGAGAUUCCAAAUUCAGAGAUUUUGACUCGAGCAGAGGUCGAAGAUGGUGAGAUUGAGGAUGCGAGAAUGGCCGACGCACCGACGAGGACUGCGGAUGCAAAGAACCAAUCGGCCCAGCAGGCCGAAGAGACUGGUACAGCAGCUUCUCAGCCCAAUGCAGCGGAGGCCCAACCUACCGAGACCCCAGAACCGAGUGGCCGCGCCCAGACCAUAGACGAUAAAGACACGCCUUCUCUGGUCGGAGCGCCCUCUGAAGGUGAACCUGCUUCCCGUCCCCACGUUCCUGCAUCGCCUGCGGAGUCUUCAGCCGCUUCGAAAGUUUCUGAACCUAGUAAACCGCCGCCCAAUAUCCCAAAGCGCCCCGACUUUGAUAGAGGUCCGUCUGGGCUCCCGAACACUCGUGCACAAACGCACCUUCCAAAUAGACGACUACCUCCCCGACCUACCGAUCUCAUGGAUGACCGACGCGACAGACAUCAAGAUUAUCCUCGCGGCGGCCGAUUCGGAGGUGAGCACGACUAUAAUCGACCCUUUGACCAGCCCGCGGGCGACGGACGAACCUAUGGUCGCCUUGACAGAGACUUUCCUGGCCGGCCUCCCAUGGACGAAUCAUUCCGCGGCCCUCCCCAUCGAGAUGGACGCCCGCUACGGGAUAAUGACUGGCCAGAUCGGACUGGUCGGUUGCGUCCCGAUGGCCGUGACAGUCUUCCAAACGUCCGAACUGGCCCACCAACACAUCCUGACCGGCUUGAUAUGAUCCAUGAUCAUCCGGAGCGGCCUGUGGACAAUUUCCGCAGUCGCGAUACGGGACGGCAGGAGAGAGACGAGCGGAGGGCUUUGCCAUCACGAGCGCUGUCGCCUCCGCGUAUGGAUCCGCCGAAUCGUCCCGAAAGGUUCCCGUCUGAUGACCGCCGGGGUGCCAACUAUUCCCAGCAGCACCCGCGCAACGAAGAUAUGCCUACCGGACCCCGUAGCGACCGGUUUCCCCGGCAGCCAAUUGAUUCUGAUUCCGGUGUCGACCUGACGUCGGGUCGCCUACGACAGCCAGAACCCCCUGCCGAUGUGCCCCUAGGCCCACGAGGCAGAAAUAUGCAGGGUCGAGGUGGACGCAAUGUGUCCGGCACACUCCACUCUGGCCUUUCAUCGGCCGCUCCUGGCGCUGGAACUGCACCCGACCGCCAGCCUCCUACAGGACCUGGUCGCCAAAAUGCUCGAGCUACUCCUGAUCAAGCUUCUUCUGUCCCUCCCUCCUCUCCAACCACAGAGAAGCUCGACACCAGUGGCAUGCAUCCUGACCGGCUCAAGGUUCUACAACAACAACCCCAAGACACCCCCUAUGGCGGCAAUCCUCGCUCACACCCUCCGCCGUCCCCAGCUUCCGUCGUCCCUCCGUCCGGUCCCAGGGGAGGGGUUGCCCCUCCUAGUGGGCCAUCGUCUGCCCCUCGUGGCCCGCCUUCUGGGCCUGGCUUCGGUGGUGAACGAGGCCGUGGUGACAAGCGGUUUGCUGGGAUCAACAACAUGCUGCAGCAGUCCGGAGGGCCGCCUGAGCGUAAUCCUGGACCCAUGAUUCGUGGUCGGGGCGCCAAUCGGCAAGCUACGAAUGCGCCAUCCCCACAGUCAACUGGUCCUCAGGCUCCCGUGGGACCCGAAGAGACAGGCCGUCUUGGUCCUCCGUCUCAAGGGAGACCCGACCUACUCGCAGGUCGCCCAGGAGGAGCAUCAUAUCCGGAAGAUGAGAACCCCCGAAACCGAUUUGGCAGCGGACGGGGCGAGUUGUUGGAGGAAAGCGGUUCUGAAAGCCGAAGAUCGGGGCGCUAUUCUUCAGGUGGUAGCUUCAAUCAGGACCGCAACGACCGCGAGCGUGAACGUGAGCGUCGGGGCGGCGGCGAGGAAGAGGGACCGCGGAGUAGCAGUCGACGAGAGGAACAUCGGGAUCGCACACGCGAUUAUGAACGCGAGCGUAGUCGUCGUAGCGAUGCUGGAGCGGGCGCUCCGCGCGACGAACGCUUCGAGUCCCGAGAAGUGUCUCGACGAGGUGCCGGGGCACGUGAAGACAACCGGCGACGACGAGAUCGUGAUGAAGGAUCGGAUCUGGCUCCCAGCAGCCAGGACCAUGAAGGGCGUCUGAGGCCACCGUCCUCGCUUGGUGGACAACCCCCGCCCCCUCCGCCACCACCGCCUGCUGGCUCGGAAGAGGAACCACGACGAUGGAGCGGUGGACGCGAAGGGCGAGACCGGGAUCGUGAUCGCAACCGUGAUCGCCAGCGAGACCGGGACUAUCACCGUGAUGGUGCUGGUGGAGGGCCUCAUCGCAAGCGGAAUCGACCGGGAGACGACGGCAAUCAUGGCGACGGAGCCGGACGAGGAGGAAUGCGUAUGGGUGGUGAGAGCAAACGCCCUCGACGCGGGGGUUGAUUUGAUACCAGCGGAAUGACACGUACUGCAUGAUAGUUGUUUCUUCUUCUUUUUUUCGUCUUUGAUUCUCCUCACACACCCACCCCAUAUACUCAAUUCCUUCACACCUCCCUCUCUGGCUACACACCCUCACUCCCUCAUUUCCUUCUUUUUUUUCUUCUUUUUUUUCCUUCUCUCUCCUAUUAAAUUUACUCUGUAUCUUGUGCCCUGGAUUGCAUGCAUUGUUGGAC
Messenger RNA from Aspergillus homomorphus CBS 101889, 7729 nucleotides. Its product is annotated as putative THO complex component (Rlr1). Bases 141 to 7499 code for a protein of 2452 amino acids. Gene Ontology annotation, cellular component: THO complex part of transcription export complex. Gene Ontology annotation, molecular function: mRNA binding. The transcript has 3 exons. The record is from RefSeq and is a predicted model, not a curated record. NCBI's taxonomy places the organism in Eukaryota, Fungi, Ascomycota, Eurotiomycetes, Eurotiales, Aspergillaceae. Gene Ontology annotation, biological process: mRNA processing; mRNA export from nucleus.